Molecule: messenger RNA, 1340 nt
Organism: Westerdykella ornata
Lineage: Eukaryota; Fungi; Ascomycota; Dothideomycetes; Pleosporales; Sporormiaceae
Exons: 1
Coding region: 116-1177 (353 amino acids)
Source: RefSeq, a predicted model, not a curated record
ACGACAUCUCAUCCUAGCCCACCAUGACUUUUCCUCUAUCUUCCUUUUCAAGCAUUCCUGAUUCUCAAAAACUCUUCGGUAGCUGUGUACCGAUCAAUUGAUGCCAAUCCCCACCAUGGCCGCAACCACGAAUCCCCUCCACGGCACCCACACCCCCUCGGACCUCCCAAUCUCGACCGAAACCUUCACCAUCUCCGGCCUCACAGUCGAUGUCCACGGCCUCUCGGAGCUUUCGCCCUCCUCAACCUGCAUAACGGCCCUAUGGCUCCUGCAUCCCCGUCUCCAAACAAGGGAAACCAUGCAUCCGCUCGCCGCUCAAAUCAUCAAUACCUACAACUCGCGAAAAGAGAAAUCUACAUCUAGGGGAUUAAUAGCCAUCACCUUUGACCAACGCAACCACGGCACACGACUCGUCUCAAAGCUGCACAAUGAAGCCUGGCGGGAAGGCAACCCGAGACAUGCCCAGGAUAUGUUCUCCUGCUACCACGGGACGGCGUCGGAUACUUCGCAGUUGAUAUCGCACCUGGAGUCGUACAUCUUCUCGGGUCCCGACCAUCCCCAACGGAUAACGCAGCAUUUCGUUCUGGGCGUAAGUCUAGGCGGACACGCAGCGUGGCACUGUCUCCUCUCGGAACCGCGCAUCACGGCAGCCGUCGUUGGCAUCGGGUGUCCGGAUUAUACGCGCCUCAUGACGGAUCGGGCGAGACUGUCGCGUCGCAAGACGUAUACCGAGUCCUCUCCUCCGGGGUCAAAGUUUCUGGGCUCGGAGGACUUCCCGCGCGCGCUGCGUGAUGCAAUUGCAUUGUAUGACCCGGCCGGAUUGCUCCUACCGGACUCAUUCUCGCCUGCGAAACCCUCCGAAUUGUCGCCUCCACCCAACCAGGAUAAACUGGAACGUAUGCGCCGACUUUUGAAGGAGAGACUACAGGGGAAGCGCAUCUUGAACCUGAGCGGGAAGGCGGAUAAGCUCGUGCCGUAUGCAGCCGGUGAACCGUUUUUGAAGGUAUUCAAGCAGAUGAUUGGCGAAGACCCGAGUUUGGAUAUCCAGAUGGAGGACGUGCUGUUCGAUGGGGUGGGACAUGCGUUUCCAAAGGAAAUGGCAGAUAAGGCUACGGAUUGGAUUUGUGGGCUGUUAACGAGAGAUGAGGGUCUGGGAGUGAAGAGCAGCAAGAUAUAGGCGGCAUUCAGUCCUGAGGAAGAGUUAGAUUAUGUGUAACUUCUUAGCGGAGCAGGUGUUACGCAUUUUGACAAAUUUGGAAGUAUCAAGACAUAGACACUGGAUCACGAUAGAUUUGAGUUUAUUUCAUUUUCCAUUAGGGAGUUGGACGCUGUGGACGAAC